This is a messenger RNA of Linum tenue, 2148 nucleotides long. The record is from the annotation of a GenBank genome assembly. NCBI's taxonomy places the organism in Eukaryota, Viridiplantae, Streptophyta, Magnoliopsida, Malpighiales, Linaceae.
UUCAAACACGCCCUCUUUCUUCGUUACCGGCAGAACGACGCCGCCGGUAAAAACUAAAAAGGCCGCAGCCAUAGGAGGGAGCGGAAGUGGAUGAUUGAUGGCGGGAGCACAAAGCAGGGCGACGGCCGGCGUUAUGGUUAGGCUUCCGGUUCCGUUACUGAAGCAACAGAAGUUGUAUUUCGCGGGAUUGAAUUACGUUUUCCGCAUCCCAGUGGCGGGUUCGAGUGCAUCUUCGAGUGGGUUGUAUAGAUGUGGAAGUUGUGCGGCCGAGGAACGAGUCUCGGUGGACAUGGGAAAGUACAAGGAGGGUUUUGCAAGGAGAAUGGCUAUGGCCGGACUCCAACCUUACCAUUCUAUCGCUGUAGGAGUAUCAGGUGGGCCUGACAGCAUGGCAUUGUGUUUCCUAACGGCUGCUUGGAAAACUGAUGAUCCUAAUGCUGCUGGGAAGAGUGAUGGUUAUGUUGAUGGACUUUUGGCCAUAAUUGUUGAUCAUGGCCUACGUAUCAAAAUUUUCAGAAAGUUUGAAUUCACCAUCAAAUUGGUGUGCUACUUAUUGCUCAUCAUGCAGACGAUCAGGUUUGCUUGGAAAACAAUUUUGCAGGCGGAGCUACUGAUUCUUCGACUUUCACGCGGUAGUGGUGUACUUGGACUUGCAGGCAUGGCAUUUACUUCUCAGUUGUUCUCGACAUGUACAGUUUUGCAUAAAGGUUCGGACAAUAAAGGCCUACUUCUAGUGCGUCCACUCUUGCAUUUUUCUAAAGAAGAUAUGUACAAGAUAUGUCAAGCAAGUAAUCUAGACUGGGUGGAGGACCCAACAAAUCGAAGUGCAGCAUAUGCUCGAAAUAGGAUCAGAAUGUCACUGGGAAAUUUUUCAUCAUAUGCAGUUGGUGUGAAAUUCAUGGACAUAACAUGCCAAUCAGUCGUAACAGAAGCUGAAAGACUGGGUAUCAUCAGCGAGUCGACUCAGAGAAAUAUAACCUUACUGGAGAGGAAUGAAACAAAGCAUUUCAAGCCUGAGAAUAAGGUUCACUUGAAGCAUGAGAGCGCAGAGAAUCCCCACACCUCGGCAUCUGAAAAGCAUUGGAUUCCAGUGUUGCCCUUGUUUGAUUGUGUCCUGUGCAUUCAAGCCAAGAAUGCCACUAGGGGGAGGUCACUCUUCAUUUUUGUAGUUUAUGCAGCUUAAGGCAGUGCACAUGUAUAAUAGAGGCCUUCAAUUUUUGUGUUUGUUGUUGCUCAUUUCUAUCAUCUUCAGAUUAGAAAUAGUAAAUAGAAUGAUUGAACCACAAAUUCUUAGCUUCAACUUGAGCAUGAACAAAUUGUUCUCUACAUUAUGCAGUUAGGAACAUCAAUAGUAACCCUGUCAAAUCACAGGAUUCACUCUGAUUCUUGCAUUAAAGUUGGGGAACGAAUUAUUACAGUUGAUACAAAAUCAUACAAUAGGAGCAACUAAUUCAAUUCCCAAAUCCAAUCUUCAACAAGCCUAUCCUGCUAACUCUCCUCAUGUUACAGCUAUGAGUGAGAUUCAAAGAGUAACACAGUCAAAAAUGAAAAGAAGUUGAGACAGGAAAAGAGAAGAGAAUAUCAUGAUUAUCAUAAUCUGCCUUGCCCUCCUUUCUCUUUCAAAAUCUGGACCGAUUUGAACCACUGUUUCCAUGGAGCAUCUUUUUGUUGCUCGACCCACGACAAGAAAGCGCUGUCUAUCAAGCAAAAGAAAUUGACAUAGAGAAGUUGGUACUGUACUGGUACAUAUCUGAAGUUAGCCACUUGAACCAGUGGCCAAAUACCGCCUUCCAAGGCCAGCGAUGGAAGGAAGUCCCUCUUCACGUCUUCUUUCACUUGAGCAGCAUUCUUCCCAGUAGAAAAUCCCAUGUAGGUGAAAAAUACUAGCAGAUCCAAGGGCCCAAAGAUUAUGCUGUCAGCUGCCACUUUAGCAGCCACAAACCGAGCUGAUUUUGGUGUUAGUUUAAGUCUCAACCUGAUAAACUUGUCCAAGUUCUCAUACCUAAAGAAAUACGACUUUAGUUAAGUUAAGAACUGAUCAAAGAAUAUAGCUUCAACUUGCUGCUUAAAGUACAUCUAAAUGAUUGCAGAGAAAGAUGAAGAGGCAAACCAGAAAUGGCCAACUGGACCGACAAAUCCAAGGCCAAA